Molecule: messenger RNA, 2729 nt
Organism: Mesoplodon densirostris (Blainville's beaked whale)
Lineage: Eukaryota; Metazoa; Chordata; Mammalia; Artiodactyla; Ziphiidae
Gene: SH3BP5
Product: SH3 domain binding protein 5
Exons: 9
Coding region: 128-1486 (452 amino acids)
Biological process (GO): intracellular signal transduction; negative regulation of protein tyrosine kinase activity
Cellular component (GO): cytoplasm
Molecular function (GO): protein kinase inhibitor activity
Source: RefSeq, a predicted model, not a curated record
UUCCUCCUGAGCUGGGCCCGGGAACCCGCGGCGGCGAGCGGCGCCUUCUGAGGGCGCCGGGCGGUGGCCAGACGGCUCCGGCCCAGUCUGCGGCCGACACCCCCGCGCUCCCAAGUCCGCCGCCCGCAUGGACGCGGCGCCGAAGCGGAGCCGUCCGGAGGAGCCGGCCGAGCUGCCGCCGCCAGCCCGGGACUCGGAGGAAGAGGAGGAGGGGAUGGAGCCGGGGCUGGAGGAGGAGGAAGAGGUGGACCCCCGGAUCCAGGGGGAACUGGAGAAGUUAAAUCAAUCCACGGAUGAUAUAAACAGACGGGAGACUGAACUUGAGGACAUUCGUCAGAAGUUCCGCUCUGUUCUGGUUGAGGCAACGGUGAAACUGGAUGAGCUGGUGAAGAAAAUCGGCAAAGCUGUGGAAGACUCGAAGCCCUACUGGGAGGCACGGAGGGUGGCGCGGCAGGCGCAGCUGGAAGCUCAGAGAGCCACGCAGGACUUCCAGAGGGCCACCGAGGUGCUCCGCGCCGCCAAGGAGACCAUCUCCCUGGCCGAGCAGCGGCUGCUGGAGGAUGACAAGCGGCAGUUUGACUCGGCCUGGCAGGAGAUGCUGAACCACGCCACCCAGAGGGUCAUGGAGGCAGAGCAGACCAAGACGAGGAGCGAGCUGGUGCACAAGGAGACGGCGGCCAGGUACAAUGCGGCCAUGGGCCGCAUGCGGCAGCUGGAGAAGAAACUCAAGCGAGCCAUCAACAAGUCCAAGCCUUACUUUGAACUCAAGGCGAAGUACUACAUGCAGCUUGAGCAGCUGAAGAAGACGGUGGACGAACUGCAGGCCAAGCUGGCCCUUGCGAAGGGCGAGUACAAGACGGCCCUGAGGAACCUGGAGACGAUUUCGGACGAGAUCCACGAGCGGCGGCGCUCCAGCGCCAUGGGGCCCCGUGGGUGCGGUGUCGGGGCCGAGGGGGGCAGCCCGGCUGCCGAGGACCUGUCGGGGUGCAAGCCCGAGCCUGACGCUGUUUCUGUGGCUUCCGAGGCCUUCGAAGAUGACAACUGCAGCACCUUUGUGUCUGAAGACGAUUCGGAGACCCAGUCCGUGUCCAGCUUCAGCUCGGGACCCACGAGCCCGUCGGAGAUGCCCGAGCAGUUCCCCGCAGCCGUGAGGCCUGGCAGCCUGGACCUGCCCAGCCCCAUGUCCCUGUCGGAAUUCGGGAUGAUGUUCCCGGUGCUGGGCCCCCGCAGUGAGUGCAGCGGGGCCUCCUCACCUGAGUGCGAGGUGGAGCGAGGAGACAGGGCGGAAGGGGCAGAGAAUAAAGCAAGUGACAGAGCCAGCAACCAUCGGGGUCUCAGCAGCAGCAGCGGUGACAGUGGUGAGAGCGCGAGCAGCACAUCCCCCGAGGGCCACGCCUUGGAGGACAGGAUGCGGCAGCUGUCCCUGCAGGGUUCGAAGGGCAGGGACAGGGUCAACGCGGACAUAAACGUGGUGCAGGUUGGCUGAUCUGCUUGGACUCUGGCCCAAGCGCAUAUCACUAUUUAGACAUGAAACUGUAUGGAGAACAAUUGUGCCAAUAAUCAUUUAAUAUAUGCCAAAUCCCAAGCAUUGCCUCUAAACUGCACUAAUGACGUUUCAGUGAGCUUGAGAGCUGAGGAUGUUUCUUCUGGGUAAGAGCUCUCAGGCUGGUGUUUUUCAGCACAGAGUCGUUGCAGGUGGGCUGUGACGAGGCCCACGGCCUUUGUGGAAUGUCCCGUCAGUGCUGUGGAAGCAGUAACCGGUUCCCCGGGAAAAAUCCCCGAGCCGGGAAAGGGGCCGGGGAGCUGAGCCCCAGCGGGCUCAAUGGCUGGCUCGAUUGGGAAAAUGGCCUUGUUCUCUCCUUUAUAUCCCAGGGGAUCUAAAGGAAAACAAGUACACAAGACAAAACUCAAAUAUUCAGAACGACACCUUUUCGGCCCAAUGAAGGCUUAAAAAAGAAAAAUCCAAGGACACAAUUCAUUUUCAUCAUCUCUGGUUUUCAGAGGGGGCUUUUUAAAAAGUGAAUUUGCUGGGACACCCAUUAAAAUCAUCUUCUGUAAAAGGUCACCAAGAGCUGCACUUUUGGGGGUGGGAAAGGUGAAUGCUGGUGUGGGGAUGGGGAGGGGGACGAGGGCAGCAGGGGCCUGUCACAGAAGGGGGUUCAUGUCUGUGGAAGAAAAGCUUCUAUAGCGUAAACCUCAUCCUACCGGCCCAGGGGACUUAUUCUAAGAGAAGUGCAUGGGGAAUGGUUGCCAGUGUUGUUCUAGAUUGACAAGGUGUUAAUUUCUCUGUAGGCUGUAACUUUAAAAAUAAAAAAUUAUUUAAGGGUUAUGCUGCACUAGUAUUUCUUAGAGGAAAUUGUUCCUUACAGCUAGGAAAGGGAGGAGGCACAUGUUGGCAAAGGCUGUUAAAUAGAAGCAAUGGUGUCUGUUAUGCUAAAUGUAAGUGUUCUAUUACUGCUUUUCUUGUUUUCAUGGUUACACAUAUUUAGAGCAUUGUAUUUGUCCUUUUUUGUUAAGAAAACUUAGCGUUUCUAAAAGAAAAAAAGCAAUCCCAUUCAAGUUGCUCAUUAAGUCUGUCAAGCUUAUAUAUUUGUCAUUCGUGUAAAUCCCUUCAUACUGUCCUGUUUUCUCCUUUUUUAACGACUGAUACAGUAUCCUAAUUACAAGGUUAUUUUGUACUUGUCUUAAUACCUUGAGUGUAAUAAAAAUGGCUUAAGAAAAUGUCUUUC